This is a messenger RNA of Diabrotica balteata, 912 nucleotides long. Lineage: Eukaryota; Metazoa; Arthropoda; Insecta; Coleoptera; Chrysomelidae. The record is from the annotation of a GenBank genome assembly.
AUGAAAGUAUCUACCCAUUGCACCACCACCGAAAUAGAAGUACUCGAAGGGACCUAUCUAAUUGAGUUACCGCCAGGAUGUGAACUACGAACCAAUUAUGAAGUUUACACGAAUUCCAAAACAACAAUUGAAGAAGAACUACUAACAUUACCAAAAGUAAAGACCAUCACCAUUUCAAAGAACCACCCAAUAGUCAAAGCCCUAAAAUUGGACAAAAUUCCUUUAGACGAACUACACAAAUCAUCACAGGAAGAAGAAAGGUUCCAAUCCGUCCUACCAACAGAAAUAGACCACAGCUACAUAUGGGCACCACCGAUAUAUAUCCUGGUAGCAAUCCUUUUAAUUUUUGGUUUUCUCGAGCUACGCAAACUGAAAAAUGAAAAAGGCCCUGACAGUAAAGUCUCAGAUGUGGAUGGACAACCAUAUACAACGAUUCUAUACGGAAACGGUCCUGGCUUCGCAACUCCCAGGAUAGUUCCGAUGAAUACGUCUUCAGCAGCAGAAGACAGGAAUCAAGUUCACGGAUCUGCUGUUCCAAGACAAUGGGCGACACACGGCGGAGAAGACGUUCCAGUAUACGCUCUAGGGCCUUUAGCUACUACUUUGUUUACAGGUACUUUUGACCAAAGCUACAUUCCACAUGCCAUAGCUUACAGCGCCUGCUUGGGCGAACACAGGUUGCGCUGCCAAGGCCUCGACAACUAUACCGGCGCUCCAUUGCCGCCGCACGGCGGAAGCUGCACUCCACAAGAGCCAGCCAACGUUGCUCACGCGGGACAGCCGAUUGUGAUAGCCAGCAGCGUCAUGUCUGAUGAUGGACAAAUGAGGGUAAAGUCGUCGAGUAGAGGCGGCCAAAUAUACGUAAUUCGUUUUAUGACUUUUUUCUUAGCGGUAGUUUUAAGGGGAACGUAG